ACAUUUGCUGGGUCACCUUGGUUCAUGGUGCAUAAAGCACCAUUAGUUGCAUUAAGUAUGAAUCUCCUCCGGCCAGAUGCUGCGAGUCUCGGAAAUCAUGAAUUUGAUUUGGGUGCAAAAGGUUUAGAAACAUAUUUAAAUUUAACUUAUGGAUAUCCGGUAGUUGCUGCUAAUAUCGACGUUUCUGAAGAACCUGGAUUAUUAAAGCAAAGAUCUUUAAAGAGAUCUGUGGUAUAUAGGGUAAAUGGACGUUUAAUUGGAAUUAUAGGAUAUGUAUUACCUGAUACUAAACUAAUGGCGAUUGCGAAUAAUAUAACAUUUAACGAUGAAAUUAAAACAAUUAAAAGAGAAGCUGGAAUACUGAAAAGAGGAGGUGUCAAAAUAUUGAUAGCCUUGGGCCAUUCUGGUCAUAACAUGGACAAAAAAAUUGCUGCAGAAGUCAAAGACAUUGACAUCGUUGUUGGUGGUCAUUCAAACACAUUUCUUUGGAAUGGUAAAGAACCUGACAGUGAGCAACCAAAAGGUGAAUAUCCUGUACAAGUUAAGCAAAUGUAUCAAAAUAAAACAUUUGAUUUAAUUGUUCUACAAAAUGCUGGAGGAAUCAGAUCCAAUCUGAUGCCAUAUGAAAACAGUACAGUUAUUUAUGGAAUGUUAAUGUCGGUGAUGCCUUAUGAGAGUACUUUAUUUAAGUGUGAAAUAACAGGCAAACAAUUAAAAGCAAUGCUAGAAUGGGUUGUAACUAGAUACACAGUGAACAAUGAGCGAGGUGAAUUUCCACAGUGGCAAAUAUAA
This is a messenger RNA of Ctenocephalides felis (cat flea), 792 nucleotides long. RefSeq names its product protein 5NUC-like. NCBI's taxonomy places the organism in Eukaryota, Metazoa, Arthropoda, Insecta, Siphonaptera, Pulicidae. Gene Ontology annotation, biological process: AMP catabolic process. The record is from RefSeq and is a predicted model, not a curated record. The coding region runs from base 25 to 792 and encodes 255 amino acids. Gene Ontology annotation, cellular component: plasma membrane. The transcript is spliced from 4 exons. Gene Ontology annotation, molecular function: 5'-nucleotidase activity; metal ion binding; nucleotide binding.